AUGAAGCUGCUCCUCCCUCAUAUUGGGCGCUGGCGAAAGUUGCGCAUCGUCGUCGACCGUGCAGUUUCACUCCCUUGCCCCGGGUUGGAUUUGUGUGGUAAUGCAGCUACUCUAACAAGGCUUCAGCCGGAGUCUAAACUCGAUCAGCCCGCACGAAGGAAUACAAUAGACCCCCUUGCUGAGAACUUCCAAACUCCUGCGUUGAAUGAACUCAUCACGAGCGGACACAUUUUUCGGGAUGCAUAUCUCUUAUCUCCGAAGUCACUGGCGUCUAUCACAACCCUGACCAUCUCCCACUACAUGGUCGACAGCAAGCCCUUCUUCAUCCACCAUCUCAUGCACUGCCUGUACCGCCUACAGAAUCUCACGAACCUUGAACUCAUGUAUCUUGACCUGGACUGCUCGUCGGAGGGGCGAGGGCUAGAUGACGACCAACAGCUCGACAUCGAGCGCAUGCACUUCCAAGGAAUGCAUGUCUCCUCACUCUCCUCAUUCUAUCGUGCCGCGAAUUACCCCCGGUUUAUUUAUCUGACCUUCGUCUGGUGCGAACUCACGGAACCCAUUCAUAUGGGCGGGUGCACGAAGCUGAACCUGUGCAAUCUUUCUCCAGACUCGGGUAUUCGUAUAUUGCUGGAGGACUGGGAUGGUGACAACACGCUGUUCGUCAUUCAGUGCUCCAACUUCAAUGGCCAUGUCCUGCAACAGCUCUCUGAGGAAGUGAGCAUUGGAGAGUGGCUAUGUCCCAGAAUGACAUCCCUGGUCGUAGCAUACUCCACCUCGUUCACCAGUGAGAAUCUCCAGAGAAUGGUGCAGGCGCACCGAGAGGAGCACGCCAAGUCUGGUUUCGCCGAUUGGGACGACCUCGACGAUACAAUUCCUUCUAUUGAAAGCCUUUUGGCGUUCCGCUGUAGCGACCUCGCGAGCAAAGACAAAGCGUGGUUCGACAACAAUGUCCAGUAUGUGUCGUGGGAUGAGUGGUGGGGGGGUAUGAAUAUAGGUGCUUUCAUGGCAGGAAAUGCUGAUGAUUUCGAAAGUCAAUGA
This is a messenger RNA of Sparassis crispa, 1041 nucleotides long. RefSeq lists its product with no specific name. Lineage: Eukaryota; Fungi; Basidiomycota; Agaricomycetes; Polyporales; Sparassidaceae. The record is from RefSeq and is a predicted model, not a curated record. The coding region runs from base 1 to 1041 and encodes 346 amino acids. The transcript has a single exon.